Amaranthus tricolor (Joseph's coat) is the source of this 2054-nucleotide messenger RNA. RefSeq lists its product as uncharacterized. The transcript is spliced from 3 exons. Lineage: Eukaryota; Viridiplantae; Streptophyta; Magnoliopsida; Caryophyllales; Amaranthaceae. The record is from RefSeq and is a predicted model, not a curated record. The coding region runs from base 313 to 1776 and encodes 487 amino acids.
CUCUCUUUCUCUCUCCUCUAGCUAGCCAUUACUUGGAUUUGAUUCGAUUUCUGCAAUUUUCACUGUAAUUUCCAGUUCUCAAACUUCUUGAGAUCUUCACUUUUCCUCCAAGAACUUUCCUUUCCGCUUUUUCUCUCUCCUCUUCUCCUACUUAACCGAUCACUCUCAUUUUCCCUCCUUACAUCUUCCCUUUUCUCCAUUCUCUUUCAUUAAUGGCAGCACAAAUUUCUGUACUCUGUUCAUAACCGACCUCUGUUCUUCAAUCUUUUUGAAUUUGAUUCUAUUAUUUGAAAUCAAAAACAAAAUCCAAAAAUGGCUUUAGUAGUGUUUAUGUGUGGAGAAGAAAAGGCAAGAACGUCGUCGUUUCGAGCAGAAAGGAAGCCAUGGAUGUUAAAAGAUUACCUCGGUGAUGACCUUAGUUCAUGCUCCUCCAAUGGCUUCCGAUCGUUUCCUCGCCGACAAUGUUGUGUUGCGGUUCGUAAUAUUAUCGAAAAGGAGGUCGUUCGAACCGGUCGGAAUAAUAAUCACUCCAAAGCUCCCAAACGUAUGCUUGUAAGAAAUCGAAGCAUUUCGUCUACUCUUCAAAGAGCUUCAAUGGCGGUGAUUAACGCCGUUAAGUUUCUUCCGUUCAGUUCUGACUCAAAAAAUUCUUCGCAAUUAAGCGACGGAAAUCGAUUUCUUUCUAGAAGCUUCUCGAAGAAGCUAUUUAGAAAAAGCUUGUUCUGGAAGAAAGAAAGAAAGAAUAAUAAUGGAGUAGUUAUCAAAAAGAAUAAAGAUGAUCACGAGAAGUUUGAUGAUGAGAUCGAAGAGUGGAUAUCGUCGGGUGUAGUCGGAAAGGAGAAGUAUCAGCCGUUGGAUUUAUCAAAUGAUACGACAGUUACGAAUGUUUCGACGACGAGUAUAAGUAACAGUGACGGUAAAAGUGAUAGUAGUUGGCCUGAUGAUAUUACUUUUACGUCUGAUUCGAGUGAAAACGACGUCGUUGAGGAAGGAGUGAAAAUUGAAGUUGAAAAGGAAGAAGUCAGCAGCAAUAGUGAUGGCGUAUUAACCGGUGAAGCUUCUGUGGGGCCAGCGGAAUUCGUUGAGGAGACAUUAUGUUUCAAUGAAGAAGCUGAAAAAGAACAAUCAAGUCCAGUGUCCGUCUUGGAUUUCCCAUAUGAUCAUGAUGAUGGAGAUUCCUCACCUUUCACCCUAAGAGUAUCAAGGCUUAAAGGCAGUACAGAAAGGCUUAUGAAAAAGCUUGGUAGAUUCGAAUGUUUAGCAGGACUAGAACCCGUAAAUUUGGAAACCCUAAUCUCAUCCAUAGAGAUAGAAGAUAGAUCACCCAAGUGUUCCAUUCAACCAUGCCCAACACCAAGCUAUGUUUCAUCUAGCGAAAGCGAUUACGAAGAAGAAGAAGAAGAAAGCCAUGAAAGUGAAGUAGAAAAACAUGCACAAAACCUUCUUAACAUUACAAAGGCAAAAAUGGGACCCAAAAUCACACACAAAAUUGAUCUUGAAAAUUUGUUACUAGAUUUCUUUCGAGAAAAUGUUACACAAAAGACAAAUGAUAGCAUGUUAAAAGGGGCCGAGGAUUGGCUAAAUGGUCACUAUGAUAAGUUGAUAUUAGGGUGGGAAGUUGAGGGUAAGAGACAAGCUUACAUUAGAGACAUGGAUGAAGGUGGUUGGUGGCCAAGAGAUACUAUAUUAGAAAGGGAGGAAGUUGCAUUUAAACUUGGAGAUGAGGUUUUGGCAUAUUUAAUUCAAGAGUUUAUGAUUGAGUUGAGCUCUUCUUAGCUAAGAGUCCUUGGAGUAGAAUAAUGGAUAUCAAGGCAAGGUUCGGACAGUUUUUUUUUUCUGGAGGGUGUAAAGAGAAUACGCACGGUCAAGAAAUCCCUCAACACAAACACUUUUGAUACUUAGUUUUUUAUUUUUCUUAAUUUUUGUGUUAUCCUCUUACUGAGAAAUUUCGAUAGACAUAGGAGUAUGUAUUAGUACUACUAUAAUGUGUAUAUAUGAUAGGGGCUUGUAAUGCUACAUUAGUCUUGAAUAAGCUUGGAGGAGAUAAUAAGCAC